Messenger RNA from Carcharodon carcharias (great white shark), 1494 nucleotides. RefSeq names its product ectonucleotide pyrophosphatase/phosphodiesterase family member 7-like. The coding region runs from base 1 to 1494 and encodes 497 amino acids. The record is from RefSeq and is a predicted model, not a curated record. The transcript has 6 exons. Lineage: Eukaryota; Metazoa; Chordata; Chondrichthyes; Lamniformes; Lamnidae.
AUGAGAAUGUAUUCUCUCCUAUUCUUGAGUCUUUUGUUAUCGCUAACACACAGUCUUCCUCUCUUUGGAGGUGGAAGGAAGAGUCAUAACAAAUUGCUACUCAUUUCUUUUGAUGGUUUUCGUUGGGAUUAUGACCAAGAUGUUGAAACCCCAAAUUUGCAAAAUUUAGUCAAAGAAGGCGUAAAAGCAAAAUAUAUUACACCCCCCUUCGUUACAAUAACCUCUCCAUCUCAUUUCACACUGCUAACAGGAAAGCAUAUAGAGGCUCAUGGCGUGAUCCACAACAUGUGGUUUAAUACAACAUCUGGACAGAAAAAGUCAUAUUACCAGACACAGGGUGUUAAUGACUAUUGGGACAAUGGAAGUUUGCCCCUCUGGAUCACUGCCCAGCGACAGGGUUUAAAAACAGGUUCUGUCCACUUCCCUGGGACCAAACCCACCUAUGAUGGAGAGAGUGUUUUCCUGAAAGUAGUAGAGCCUUCGAUGUACAAGUACAACAAUGAAACAGCCUGGAAAGAAAACAUCGACAUGGUAAUGGUAUGGUUCACUGUGGAAGAUCUGGAUUUUGUUUCACUCUACUUUGGUGAACCAGACGGUGCUGGCCACAAACAUGGGCCUGAAUCAAAACAGAGAAAAGACAUGGUCCGUCAGGUGGAUAGAACAGUAGGUUAUUUACUGCAAAAUAUAGAAAGGUAUGGCUUGAAAUCCAAACUCAAUGUUAUCAUCACUGCUGAUCAUGGAAUGACUACAGUGCUGAAAGAGCCAGCAGUGAAUGAAAUUGUGCUGUCAAGGUUCACCAAUUUCUUAUUCAAAGACAAUGAUUUUGAAUUACUCGAUUAUGGACCCACUGCCAUGCUAUUACCUAAAGAAGGAAGGUUAGAAAAAGUGUACCAGGCUCUAAAAGGUGCCCAUCCUCAUCUCAAUGUUUUUAAAAAAGAAGAUUUUCCAGAAAGACUUCGAUAUUCCAACAGCGAAAGAAUUCUCCCUAUUAUCAUGUAUGGUGAUCUUGGCUAUGUUAUUCAUGGGAGACUCAAACUCCAGUUUAACAAAGGUGAGCAUGGGUUUGAUAAUAACCUCAUGGAUAUGAAAACGAUUUUUCGUGCAUUUGGCCCAGAUUUCAAAAAGAAUUAUCUGGCCGAGCCAUUCGAUAGCGUGCACAUUUAUUCAUUAAUGUGUGAACUUCUCAAGAUCCAGCCUGAGCUAAACAAUGGAUCAUUGGAACAUACCAAAGGAAUGUUGAACUACUAUCAUCAGAACAGCAAUAAUGAUUCCGAGGAUACAAGCUCUAAGUCAACAUUAUUUCAGGUGGCUGUAGGUUUAACAGCAGUUGUUGGUUUGCUGGUUUUGGUUGCUGUUAUUGCUGUAUCUCAUUCCUUGUGCAAGCGAAGAGCGAGCAACAGACAAACACAAGAUGAAAAACAGAGUCAUGACCUGAAAUUAUCUUCGUCAGUCAAAGUCCCAAUAGAUAACCCUCAGCCUGUGCUCAGUGAAUGA